AUGCGGUCUGCUGUAUUCGUUUCCACUCUCAUAGGUGCGGCAUUGGCCGAGCGCCCUUUCCUGAACGAGCCUGACACUGGAAUUGAAGAUGUCUUUGGUGACACGCCCGACGGAGAACUGAUCCCACUGGACGGCAUUGUUGGUCUUCCAGAUUUCGACUGGGCCGCACGAAAGGCAAUGCCCAUUGCAAAUUACAGCUAUUACCGUAAUGGCGCUGGAGGCGAAUGGUCAUACCGCAACAAUCUAGAGAUCCACAACAAGUAUCCCUUGAGGCCAAAGAUGAUGGUGGAUAUCCUGGAUAUCGAGUCAACUCUGCCAACCACCAUCCUGGGCUACAACGUGUCUGCGCCGUUUUUCAUCUCUCCGUGCUCUAGGGGAGCGUAUGGUAACCCAGAGGGUGCUGAGAGAGGCUUGAUCGAGGGCGCUGCAGCCAAGAACAUUCUCUACAUGGCCGCCUUCUAUGCCAACCUACCCAUCGAGGAGAUUGGCGAGAUCGCAGCAGAUAACCAGACCUUCUUCCGCCAAGUGUACCUGGACCAGAACGACACGACCACGCAAAGUGUUUUUGAUAGCGCCGCUGCCGCUGGUGCAAAGGCCAUCAUAUACACUGUUGACAGCGCCGCCAACGGCGUUCGCCACCGCGCCGCACGCUAUGGUGUCGGCUCGGCAGAUACCGCCUACUCAUACAUUACCUGGGACGAGUAUGCCCGCCUCAAGACCUUGACCGAUCUCCCCAUUAUCAUCAAGGGCCUACAGACCGUCGAGGACGUACAAGAGGCCGUCGCCCGAGGCGCCGAUGCAGUGUACCUGUCGAACCACGGAGGGCGGCAGACGGACGGCGUGCGCUCGCCUCUCGAGGUCGCCAUCGAGAUCCACAACCAGGCCCCCGAGCUGUUCUCGCAGAUUGAGAUCUACGCCGACGGCGGUAUUCGGUACGGCACCGACGUGCUCCGGCUCCUAUCCCUCGGUAUCCGCGCCGUUGGACUCGGCCGGCCCUUCAUGUAUGCCAACGUCUACGGGCGCGAGGGUGUCGAAAAGGCCAUUGACCUCCUGCGCUCCGAGCUUGCAUGGGAUGCCGCCAAUAAUGGCGUGACAGACCUGAGAAACGUUAGCUCUUCUAUCGUGAGUUACGGCCCCUUUCUAAAUUUGUGUUUCUGUGUCCAAGUCUGA
Pestalotiopsis fici W106-1 is the source of this 1170-nucleotide messenger RNA. RefSeq lists its product as uncharacterized. The transcript is spliced from 5 exons. The record is from RefSeq and is a predicted model, not a curated record. Gene Ontology annotation, molecular function: FMN binding; oxidoreductase activity. Lineage: Eukaryota; Fungi; Ascomycota; Sordariomycetes; Amphisphaeriales; Sporocadaceae. The coding region runs from base 1 to 1170 and encodes 389 amino acids.